Molecule: messenger RNA, 3069 nt
Organism: Rotaria sp. Silwood2
Lineage: Eukaryota; Metazoa; Rotifera; Eurotatoria; Philodinida; Philodinidae
Source: the annotation of a GenBank genome assembly
AUGAUUUAUAUAUUUUCUGAAAGCCCUNACAAAAUACCAAUUAAUAUUCUUCGUCCGUAUUUAAAUGAAAAUUUAUCGAGUGAUAAUAUAUUAAUAGUUCGUUCAAGUUUUAUCAUACUUCAAUAUCAAAUAUUAAACAAUUAUAUUGAAGAACCAUUUGAAUUUUUGACAAAAGUUUUACUACCAGAAAUAAUUGAUCAAGAUAAACUAACAAAAGAACUUUUAUCAAUUAAUCAAUAUUUAGAAAAUAACACAAUUGAAAAACCAUUUCAACAAUUAAUUAAAGAAAUAUUCGAUGAAAAUCAAAAUAAUAUAUCAGUUUUAGAUUCUAUUAAAAAAGAAAAAAUACAAACAUUUUUUCAAUCAAUUCAAUUAGCUUAUUCUCAAAAAUCUUCAUUAAUACAACCAACAUCACCAAUAGAAAGUUGGAAUCAAGAUAAUAUAAAAGAAUGGAGUACAGAUAUUAAAUCAAAUCAUAUAUGGGCUAAAGAACAAGAAAAUUUAUCAGAAAUUACUGCUAUUAUUCAACGUGCUAUUUAUUUAUAUAGUAACUACAAACUACGUCAUGUUCAAUCGUUAUCUAUUUUAUUAUUACUUGAUAGUAAUGAAAGAGAUCGUGGACGAUUAGCACAAAUUGCUACUGGUGAAGGAAGAUCGACGAUUAUUUCAAUAAUAGCUAUUAUUAAAGCAUUACAAGGUUUACAUGUUGACAUUGUUACUAGUUCAACAACAUUAGCGCAACGUGAUACAGAAAAAUAUGUCAAAUUAUAUGAUAUGUUCCAUUUAACUGUAUCACACAAUGGUGAAAAUAAUUAUAUCUAUAUAUCAGGUCCUAAAAAAUGCUAUGAAUCAUCCAUUAUUUAUGGUGAUGUAAGUAGUUUUCAAUUUGAUAUAUUACGAGAUGAAUUUCAUUUAUUAAAUACAAGAGCUAAACGAUCGUUUGAUGUUGUAAUUAUCGAUGAAGUAGAUAGUAUGUUAAUUGAUGAAAAUAAUAAAAUCGCUCGUCUAGCUGAUUAUAUAUUAGGUAUGGAAUUCUUAAAUCCUAUUCUAAAUGCUAUUUGGCAAGCUAUUAAUAAUCCAACAUUUGAAAAAACUUUGAAUAAAUAUGCUAUUAUAUAUAAUAUUAAAUCAUUAAUUCUCGAUAAUAAUCCUCAAAUAACUGUUCCAAAACAUCUUCAAACAUUUGUUUUCUCUCAAUUACCAUUAUGGAUUGAAAAUGCAUUAUUAGCUCGAGAUGAAUAUAAACUUGAUCAUCAUUAUAUGAUUAAAACAGAUGAACAAAAUAUUAAUCGCAUAACACCUAUUGAUUAUUCAAAUACAGGUAUUAUUCAAUCAAGUACAAUGUGGAGUGAUGGUUUACACCAAUUUUUACAAUUAAAACAUCGAUUAAAAUUAACUUCAAUUAAUUUAACUACAAACUUUUUAUCUAAUAUUGGUUUUUUUGAUCGAUAUAAAAAUAAAAUCUAUGGUUUAACAGGUACUCUUGGUUCAAAUGAUGCAAAACAAUUACUUUGUAAUGUUUAUUCAGUUGAUACAAUUAUAAUUCCAAGAUAUAAAUCAUUAUGUCAUAUUAAAUUACCAACUAUUAUAGUUGACAAUAAAAAGCAAUGGAUUGAUACUAUCGUACAAAGUUGUAUAAAAGAAGCAAAUAGAAAUCGUUCAGUUUUGAUUAUUUUAGAAACACGAAUCGAUGCAAAAAUCAUUUUUAAAGAACUUCGUAAACAAUAUUCACAUGGAAUCGUUAAAUUAUAUACAGAUAAUACAGAUAUAGGAGAAUCAAAUGUUAUCUAUAGUCAAGCAACUAGUGGUGAUAUUAUUGUCGCAACGAAUUUAGCUGGUCGUGGUACAGAUUUAAAAACUAAUAAACAAGUAGAAGAAAAUGGAGGAUUACAUGUUUGUUUAACAUUUAUGCCAAUUAAUCUACGUGUUGAACAACAAGCAUUAGGUCGAACAUCACGUCAAGGUAAUCGUGGUACAUCACAAAUGAUUUUAAAUAUAGAAAAUUUUAUUUCUUAUCUUUUAUCUGUUUAUCCGAAGUAUAUUGAUGAACAUCCUAAUUUAUCAACAGAUGAUUUACAUGAGAUUAAAUAUUUACGUGAAUGGUGUCAAAAAGCUGAAACCGAUCAAUUGUAUAAAAUUCGUACAAAGGAUAUUCCAGAAAUUAAAUUAAAAGAUCAAUUAUUUCAAAAAUUUUGUCAUCUUUUGAGUAAUUUACGUGAAAUUGAUGAUGAUGAAUAUAAAUUAAAGAGUGUUAAAGAACAAUGGGGUUUAUGGUUAAAGAAUAUUGAUCGUCGAGAUAAAAUAAAAUUCUCUUUAGAUAGAAAUAUAAAAAUGGCUGGUUGUCAAUUGAUUGAUAAUAAUUCUAAUAAUUCUAUUUAUCAUAUUAUUAAUCAACAAUUACAAAGACAUACAACUGAUCAAGAAUUAAAAGAACAAAUGAUUAAACAUAUUCUACAAAAUAAAACUUGUUAUAAAGAUUUUCUAACAAAUAUUGAUAAUGAUACCAACAUUUUAUAUAUCGAGGAAACUAUUAUGAAAGCAUUAAUGAGAACUCUCAAUACUAAUAUAGUCGUUUUUACCAACUAUGAUCAAUUACCAAUAGUUUACAAAAGACGAAAUGCAAUUCAAACAAUCUUUCUAGCCGGUGAAUUCGAUGUUGUUUAUUAUUCAUUUGAUACUAAUAAUUCUGAAAAUGUUCUUAAAUAUGUAUCUGAAUAUCAAGAUGAAGAUGAUGAUACUUUAGUAGAAUUAAUUACAAUGAAAAAUUAUAAUGACAAACAUUUAUAUUCAAAAUUAAAUGAUGCUUUUAAUAAACAAGAUAAUUUCAUAGAUUAUACAGAAUUUGAACAGCAAAUUCGAGAUCAAUAUCAAAAACAAGAUGAAAUCGUUAAAAAUCCAUUCUAUCAUAUUGCUAAAGCAGAUAUGUUAAUUAUAAAAUCUCAUCAAUUUUUCAUUCGUACCAAACAAUUUGUUAGACAAAUAGUAUCAGUAGGUACUAAACAAUCUGUCGAACGAGAAAAUGCUCUUCAAUGUCUAAAUGCUGCUAUUCAACUUGAUCCAAUAUAUUAA